UCUAUUUUCAAAGUUUCUACUCCUUUUACAACUGAUUCAUCUCCUACAAGUCAUAAUUACUCUGUUAGUACCAAGAUAGUGACUCAACACUCUUACUUGGAAUACUCCUCAAAAGACUUCUCGAAAGACUUCUCGAAAGACCCACCCUUCCAUAAGGCCACCUAAACACAGACCACCAUGGACAGCGCUCUGAAAUUGUCCAUCCAUUCACUUGUGUCCUCAGAUGCCCAGUCCACGGGGGCCUUACGGGAAAAUCCGGAUUCGGGCUUUACGCCCGCCCAAGAGCUCUCUCAGAGUCACCCCACACGCGACACCGAGGAACUUGAAGCGGUUGAGGCGUUGAAGGCCCUCAAGUCUUCCUCAAACUCUCCUAAGCCCGUGUUCAACACCGCAACCGGUGCCUACGACGCCCAGCACUCGCUGUCGUCGCCAUCAUCCAUUCUCACUAAAAUGGCCCACAACCCAAUCAUUUCCCAUGCUGUGCGGGCGUACGAGAGUUCCAAGUCGUACUCUCCUCGCUUCAAGUAUGGGGCUGAGAUGGUGGAAAGAAACGCCUUUUUACCGGUCGUUAGACGCCUCGAUGGCUCUAGCGCACUCAAGAGACAAAGACGGUUAGAUGGCGGGGCCGAGACCUCUGCUGUCCCGGAGGAAGACCACGAGACACGUCACAAAGCCUUACCGGGUAUUACCGAUGCCUUGAGACUCCCUCCAAGCAUCACGGUAGCCGGGUUGAACAUGUCUAUUGAGUCGCGCCGUAAGAUUCGCUUCGUGCUCCACGUGUUGAAGUUGGCAAACCAGCAGAUAUCGAACAAAGUCAACGACUUGCAAUCCAGCUUCCGUGAAGAAGAUGCCGGAGAACCCAUCCUAGUGGAUAAAGAAGCCUCUGAAAACGUCUCGUCCUCUGCUUCCACGUUAAACGACACUGCGCAUGUAGACGAGAGCUCGGAUGAAGAGGAAGCCAACCCUGUCCACAGGCAACGCGACUCUCUGUUCGACGACCCUGAAUCCUUGACGCCGCAAAUUUCCCACCCCCACCCCCAAGGCUACUCCACACCCGCGGGAAACUUGCGCGCUGGCAGCUUGUCGCCAACCGUCUCCCAUACCUCUUUUGUCUCCGCAGUUGGAAGCACCAUCAACACGCCGUUGCAGCAGUACACCCAGCAGACGCAAAAGGAGAUUGUCAACACUGUCAAGAAGAUCAUCAACGUGGUAUCGUCCUUCACCAGCAACGGUGCCGGCGCGGCCAUCCCAGGCCCGGAAAGAGCCCAAAUCAGGGAGAGCAUCAUUGGCUUGCCGGUGAGAUGGUCCUCCUCCCUCACCCGGACUCGCAGCCGCUCCGGCUCGGUGAACGGGGAGGAUGACGACCGCAGCUCCUCGUUUGUGGGCACUUCGUUCGACCACAUGCCUGCCGAAGGGGUCAACGAAAAGAGAGACAAGGUUAUUGUGUUGGCGCAGGAGUCAUUGGAAAUGAUUCAGAACAUUACCAAAAUCUUUGACGAGACGUUGUCCAGAGCGGAGGACUACGUCAAGCAGAAACAGUACGACUCUGUCUACAAGAAGCGUGCGUUGAUAGAGGAAGAGCGCGAGAAACAGAGUGAAGGCAAGAAAGAGACGGAUGAUGCUGACAGCGAGGAAAGUGACUUGGAAAUGGUCAGAGCUUGCUAGGCAAUUUUUCUGUUUUUGUUAUGAUUGUUUCCGACUGGUUUGCCUGGUUCUGACGCUAUACCCAUUCUUAUCCGAGCUGUUAUUUUGUUUGACUGUUUUGCUUGCUUUAUUAUUCCGUCGUCGCCGUGGGAUUGGUGUAGUGUAUGUUCUAUUUGAAGGUGUGGACUUCAAUACUAUCUAUGUCGUGAAAUUAAUUAUUGUGUUAUGAAUGUUGUAAAGGUUUUUAGAAAGCCUUUAUGGGUCGGAGUACUGGCGAAAUAGCUAUUAAUACUGAUUCAAAUCGUCUUGGGCGAAUUUCAGUGCUG
Babjeviella inositovora NRRL Y-12698 is the source of this 1970-nucleotide messenger RNA. It is a transcript of the gene OPI1, whose product is annotated as transcriptional regulator. The coding region runs from base 178 to 1665 and encodes 495 amino acids. Gene Ontology annotation, cellular component: endoplasmic reticulum; nucleus. Lineage: Eukaryota; Fungi; Ascomycota; Pichiomycetes; Serinales. Gene Ontology annotation, molecular function: transcription corepressor activity. The record is from RefSeq and is a predicted model, not a curated record. The transcript has a single exon. Gene Ontology annotation, biological process: endoplasmic reticulum unfolded protein response; regulation of transcription by RNA polymerase II; phospholipid biosynthetic process.